CUCCGAAUCACUCUCUAUGCAGAGAGGCAUCUAGGUUUCCAAUUUUCACCAUUUCAGGGUUUUUGAGUUUUUUUCUCCUGUGUUCCUAAAGAAAAUUGAAAAUGCCUCCUUUAUACUCUCUGCAGCUUCGUCGUCUCCUCCACCAUUAUUGCAUCUCGCCUCCUCCUCCGCUAUCAUCCCUCACUCAGCCCAACUUUUCUUCCCAUUUUGCCCCCACCAAUCUCCACAAAUUUCCAUUAUUGCCAUUCUCUCUCUGUAAACCCUUCUCCUCUCAAACCCUAAAACCUAACAAUGACCCAGAUCCCAUUGCUCAAUCUCUAUCUGCAGAGCUCGUCAAAAGCCCUGACACUGAUUCCCUCGCAAUUUCUCAAAGACUCAACCUCAAUUUCUCUCACAUCGCCAACUCUAUAACCCCUUCACUGGUUUUGCAGACGCUCAAUCUCUCUCCUGAAGCUGGUCGUACUGUUCUAGGGUUUCACCAGUGGUUAGUCACGGCUGCUUGUUUUAAGCACACAGAUGAAACGAUAUCGUUUUUUGUCGAUUACUUUGGUCGAAGGAAGGAUUUCCAAUCAACCCAUGAGCUUCUUCUUUAUGGGAAGAGUGUUAUUGGUUCUAAAAGUUUGGAAUCUGUAGUUGAUAGACUUAUAUGGGCAGGGAGACCCACAAAGGUUGUUGGGUUUUUCGAUAGAAUGGAGAAAGAUUAUGGGUUUAAGCGAGAUAGAGAGUCCCUUACAUUAAUAGUGAAGAAGUUGUGUGAUAAUGGGUAUGCGAGUUAUGCAGAAAAAAUGGUAAAAAGCUUGGCUAAUGAGAUUUUCCCUGAUGAGAUUAUUUGUGAUUUGUUGAUUAAAGGUUGGUGUGUUGAUGGGAAACUUGAGGAAGCGAAAAGGUUGGCUGGGGAGAUGUAUCGGGGUGGCUUUGAGAUUGGUCCAAUAGCUUAUAAUGCAAUUCUCGAUUGUGUUUGCAAAAUUUGUAGGUUAAAAGAGCCUUUUAGAUUACAUUCUGAAGCAGAGAAGGUAUUAGUGGAAAUGGACACUCGAGGGGUUCCAAGAAAUGUGGAGACUUUUAAUGUAUUAAUCAAUAAUCUGUGUAAGAUUAGGAAAACUCAGGAUGCCUUGAAUUUGUUUUAUAGGAUGAGGGAAUGGGGGUGUGAUCCUGAUGACACUACGUUUCUUGUUUUGAUUAGGAGUUUGUAUCAGGCGGCCAGAAUUGGAGAAGGCGAUGAGAUGAUUGAUAGAAUGAAGAGUGCUGGUUAUGGGGAUAAGCUUGAUAAGAAAGCUUAUUAUAGCUUUUUGAAAAUUUUGUGUGGUAUUGAGAGGCUUGAGCAUGCUAUGAGUGUAUUUGAGAUGAUGAAGGCAGAUGGAUGUAAACCUGGGAUAAAGACUUAUGACUUGUUGAUGGGGAAGUGGUGUGCUCAUAAUCGGCUUGAUAAAGCAAAUGCUCUUUUUAAUGAAGCUUUGAGUAAUGGGGUGACAGUCACACCCAAAGAGUACAGGGUGGAAGCAAGGUUUUUGAAGAAGCCGGAGGCGGCUGCGAAGAAAGGGAAAAAGAGAGAGACAUUGCCUGAGAAAACGGCAAGGAAGAGGAGGCGUCUGAAGCAGAUAAGACUUAGUUUUGUGAAGAAACCAAAGAACAUGAUGCGUCGAGCCUUCUGAUCACCUAGUGGGAUUGUCAAGUGUAUGUCAGUCUGCGUAUUGAACUGCAGUGAUUUCUUUUUGUUAGUGAAAUUGUGUUUCAAUUUCCUUGUUUCAAGUUUAUGUUGGGAAAACCAGGAGUAAGAAGUAAGAUUUUUGUUUUUUUUUUUUUUUUU
Jatropha curcas is the source of this 1807-nucleotide messenger RNA. RefSeq names its product Pentatricopeptide repeat (PPR) superfamily protein (gene PNM1). NCBI's taxonomy places the organism in Eukaryota, Viridiplantae, Streptophyta, Magnoliopsida, Malpighiales, Euphorbiaceae. Gene Ontology annotation, molecular function: protein binding. The record is from RefSeq and is a predicted model, not a curated record.